UAUAUCUUUCUUCAUCCUCCCCGACUCGAUAAAAGUUCACUACCGGUUUUAGUAAAGUUAUCGAGUGAGUGACGACGGUCAAACCCGUCUGAACCGGAAACUUCGCAGUCAAACAUCACCGGAGAGUCCACAACAAAUCGCUACGAACACUCUUAUCGGCUUGUGUUUGAUUUGGAUUGUUUGUUAUCUUCCCUAAUAGGGUCUUUCCCUUGUCGGAAGUAACAAAUCAAACACCAUGAACCCUGAGGUUCAUCACUCCAAAGUGAUCUCACAUGUCUUUUUCACCGGCUCUGCCAAGCAAGGCACUGCUGGGCCACCCAUUGGUCUUAUCGACAUUGGUGAGAGCGAAAUUGCCUACCUCUUCAGAGUCUCUCUCCCUGGCAUUCAUAAAAAUCCAAAUAAGAUCAAAUGUGAGAUUCAGAGGGAGGGAAGAGUAUGCAUUCAAGGAGUAGUACCCGAGAUUGCCAUCCCAAGUGACUCGUCGGGAUGCUUGUACAGAAUGCAAGUGCAGCAGCUCUGCCCGCCAGGUCCAUUCUCGAUCACGUUUAACCUCCCGGGACAAGUGGAUCCUCGCUUGUUUUCUCCAAAGUUUAGACCUGAUGGGAUCUUUGAAGUUGUUGUCGUCAAGCUCGGUGUACGCGUCCCUGCUUCGUAGUUCGAUUUGGGUGUACUUCCUUAACUAGGAUAUGUUCGAAGUGUUUUUUGUUUUAAAACAUGACUGUUCAAAAUGAUCCCAUUUCUUAGGAUGUUCUUAGACUGAACAAAAGUGAUUAGAUGUGAAGAUGGUACUAUUUUUGAGCAAAUUGAAUGUUCACAUUUCUACAAAAAGUUGGUUUCUGUUUCAGUUCA
Messenger RNA from Raphanus sativus (radish), 849 nucleotides. Its product is annotated as increased DNA methylation 3. Gene Ontology annotation, cellular component: nucleus. Lineage: Eukaryota; Viridiplantae; Streptophyta; Magnoliopsida; Brassicales; Brassicaceae. The transcript is spliced from 3 exons. The record is from RefSeq and is a predicted model, not a curated record. The coding region runs from base 236 to 655 and encodes 139 amino acids.